Molecule: messenger RNA, 393 nt
Organism: Ostertagia ostertagi
Lineage: Eukaryota; Metazoa; Nematoda; Chromadorea; Rhabditida; Trichostrongylidae
Source: the annotation of a GenBank genome assembly
AUGAUUUGGCCAUGCACUACGCCUCUGCCAAUAGACACGAGUAUUCCACAAAAUCUCGCUCAAUGGCUACUUUUCCAAAACAGUCAGGAAACUGAAGUGUUGACGCAAACGCCCUGGUCUUGGGUAACCGCAUCACUACGAAAUCUUCAACCUGAUACAGAAGCUAACAUUUAUAACUGGCAAAUUAGACCACUAUCCAACAUUGCGAACUGGCAAAACCUAAAAGUUGGAUGUGCUCACAAAGUGUGCAAAUUUCCCACCGGGACAAAUAUGGUUGUGUCUUGCGCUUAUGGCGGCGAAGUACUCCAAGAUAACGAAGUUGUAUGGCAGAAGGGACCAACUUGCGAUGUGCAAUGCUUAUCCCAACUCGUUCUGCUGCAACAAUCUGUGUGA